ACCCCGCACACAACAGACACCAAACGAAAGCAUCUCUCUCUAGUCUUUACUCUUUACUCGAAUAGUCUCCAGCUGCUCUCUCUCCCCUUCACGCAGAGGUUGCUGACUCCAACAAUGGCUUCCGCCAAGCUUGAUAAUCGGGGUUCCUUUGGAUCAAAGAGGUCUCGCCAUGAGGAUUCACGAGAUGGUGGAGAUUGGACUUGUACACAGUGUGGGAAUAUUAACUUUGCAUUCAGGAUUGUUUGUAACCGUGGAAAGUGUGGUGCUCCUCGACCAUCAGCUUCUCCGCAGAGAAGGGACUCGCUCCCAAUGCACGAGCACUUCAAUUAUCCUGCUCCCUAUUAUGUUGGAGGUGUUGGAGCUCCUCCAGUUUCACACAUGCCACCUGUCAUGCCAAACUCUUAUGGGCCACCAUUUUCAUUCUCUGGAAUGCGUUAUGACAUUAGAGCACAUGGCAAUGCUCCUGGACCCUAUGGUCAUCUAUCUGCAUACCCACCUAGACCCAUUGGAGGCAUGGGAUAUGGUCCAGCACGUGCUAUGGAUGAAUAUGGUUACGGGUUUCAAGGAUCUCCUAUGCCAGGGCAAUGGUCUGGUGGAAGUAUGGCUGAUAACAGUGCCUUGCGGAAACGUCGUGGAGUUGCAUUCGUCGACCCUCUUGCUAAGAGUGUCUUGUUCAUUGGGAUACUUGACUCAGCUGGUUUUGUUAACACGCAGGCCCAGAUGGGCUUUCUGAAGGGGAUUGGAUCUGCCCUGAAUGUGAAAAUGUUAAUUUUGCCUUCAGAACUACAUGCAACAUGAAAAAGUGUGGGGCUCCGAGACCCUCUUCUGGUCCAGCAUCAGGUGUACCAGAAGGCAGCUGGACGUGUAGCAAAUGUGCGAAUAUCAAUUACCCUUUUCGAACAGUUUGCAAUCGUAAGGGUUGUGGGAAUGGAAAACCAGAUUCCGAAACUAGUUGAAAUCCAACAUUUAAUACCCUAAACAUGAUGUUAUAUUAAUCGAGCAGAGGGCAGUAAAAUUUAAUGAGAGGAUCAGGAGCAAGUGUUGAUGGAUCAUUUAGAGAGUAGUUGAUAUAAUAUCUUCCUCUGCUGUUUUUUGUUUCUAUACCAAACAUCAGAGAAUCCUUUGCAGCAGAACACUGUAAACUGCUCAGCUGCCAUUUGUCGCUCUGAACUUUGAACUGCAGCCUGAAGGUAUUUGUUGAGCUUUAGCUCCGUCCAAUUACAUCCAGGAAAGAAUGCGAACCUGAAUUCUUUGUUCCUUCUUUAUGAUAUAUCGAGUUACCUAGUACGUUCUCUGUCAAAGCUGUACGAAAUCUUCAUCUUUUUGAUGAUUAUUUGUGUUUUCUCUUUGUGUAAAUUACCUCGGAACAUUUAAGUAAAGCUGCAUUAAGAAGAAGAGAGCCUGAGAUCCUAUCAUUUAAACUGUAACUCAACAAUUUUCUUGAAGAGAGGCAGUUUGUAAUUUUUGUGGCUUCA
Molecule: messenger RNA, 1475 nt
Organism: Papaver somniferum (opium poppy)
Lineage: Eukaryota; Viridiplantae; Streptophyta; Magnoliopsida; Ranunculales; Papaveraceae
Product: ranBP2-type zinc finger protein At1g67325-like
Exons: 8
Coding region: 115-798 (227 amino acids)
Biological process (GO): regulation of DNA-templated transcription
Cellular component (GO): nucleus
Molecular function (GO): transcription coregulator activity; RNA binding
Source: RefSeq, a predicted model, not a curated record